AUGAAGAUCGCAGGUAUUGUACCUUUUUUGUCCUUGGCAAAUGGAUACAUCUUCCACCCAGAAGAUCAAGCCAACUUUAGAAACCCCAAAAUCCCGGCUCUCUUGAACUACACCAAGAGCCAGUAUGAUAUCUCCACCGGGUCCUCCUAUUGGGCCAGCUCCUUUAUCACUGGAGAUGAUGGCCGACAGUACAUGACGCUGUCCCAUCUCCUGACCACUAUACCCUCUGUCUGCCGCUCUUCGAUACUAGAUCUUCAGACCCAUGAAUGUUGGGUUGACCUUACCUACUGCAACAACACCAAUGACAGCGGUUUCGACAACGGUCUCCCCCUGAAUGCUGAUUAUGGGACCUAUGGCUUUGGUUCUACUUCGGACGACAGCGUUUCAACGAUGUACACCUACGCCCACCCUGAGAAGUCUUUCUCGAUCGAUUUGGAAUGGAACUUGACCUCUCGCGUUAUGCUUAAUGGAGGGGCUGGCAUCAUCCCCUUCGGCAACGUGCCAAUCAACGCCACAGAAUGGGGCAUCCCCAACGCAAGAACCGCGGGAACGAUCACAUUGAACAACAAAACCAUCUCCGUUGACACCAGCAACUCGUUCACCUGGUACGACAGACAGCUGUCCCACGGAGCCCCGAAGAAUUGGACCUGGUUUGAGCUUCACUUCCCAGGAUCGGACAUCAAAGCAAGCAUCUGGGCAUGGGACCUUGUUGAUGACGAGAGCACUCGCUUCGCAACCAUCAGGGUGGGCAAUGGGUACCACGUCCUUGCUUACGAGCUUUCACCCGACUAA
Molecule: messenger RNA, 792 nt
Organism: Colletotrichum gloeosporioides
Lineage: Eukaryota; Fungi; Ascomycota; Sordariomycetes; Glomerellales; Glomerellaceae
Exons: 2
Coding region: 1-792 (263 amino acids)
Source: RefSeq, a predicted model, not a curated record